Messenger RNA from Fonsecaea nubica, 1476 nucleotides. RefSeq lists its product as hypothetical. Lineage: Eukaryota; Fungi; Ascomycota; Eurotiomycetes; Chaetothyriales; Herpotrichiellaceae. The transcript is spliced from 3 exons. The record is from RefSeq and is a predicted model, not a curated record. Bases 1 to 1476 code for a protein of 491 amino acids.
AUGGUGCAAUUCAUCCACCAGAAUCCCAAGAACCUCAGCUUGAGUGACGCAGAUCGUCGGAUUGUGCGGAAAGUCUCCAACAUCGCCGCGGCGGCGACACGCAAGGCCAAAGGCACAGCAGCCAGGACAAACACCUUACAGCUACCGGAUUUCCUACUCACUGAGACCAGAGACGACACCGAAUCGGGCCCACAUCCCCGGGUUGCCCAAGAGAAUGAUGCGGCUUCCCAUCGUCUACCCCAGUCCAAGCAUACUCGGUCACCAGCAGAACUAACCCUGGCGAGACACGCUGAUGGGUGGCGUCACACUAAUUCUAUCGUACCGCCGUUGUCUCCCUGGCCCAGCACGAUCAACUCUCCAGAGUACGUAUCCUUGCUGAUGCAGCCGGGGCUCUCCCAGAAGCUCCUCCUGGAUGCUUCGAGUGUGGGCGUCAACUCGGACCCACGACGGUGGGUGAAGAUAUGUCGUUUGACGACCAUCUUGCAAUUCCUCCCCCAGAUGAUUGGCCACAGCAAGUGCCUCGAUUAUGCCAUCGACUGCCUUGCCGGGCGCGUUCGCCAGUGCUGCGUCCAAAGCCGAGACCGGGACCAGCUGGUCCUGACGCAGCUGGAGAGGCGCUACGGGCGUGCCUUGCAGUGUCUGCAGAAUGCCCUCAACUCCUCCCGCAGCAUCGAUUGGACCGUAUGGUAUACGACGCUAUUACUAACACUGUUCGAGGGGGGCAAGCACAUCUUAUUUUCGUUAGGUCCAAACGAUAUCAAGACAGAGUUUGAGAAGAUCCUGCUUGCUGCACAAUGCCAGAUAAUGACAGUGGAAACCACUUUCCUCAACCAGGACUGCUUUCUCAGUAGCCCGGCGUGGCAGCGAGCUCUUCGAUCCACCAUCACCCGUGACGGCCUCCUCUCAGAUCGUGCAGAGCCAGUCCUGACCAUGUGGAUGCUGACCACGCGCGCCCCUGGCCUUUUUAGGAGAACAACGGCGGCUGUCCUCGAGGGCCACCUCCCCGAACAGACCACAAGCAUCGCAGACGAACUCAGUGCGCUGAUUGAAGAAUAUUCCAAGUGGCGAGAAAAAUGGGAAGUAAUCCUGCUUGGUGGCGGUAAUUCGAGCUACGACGACGGCGGCGACCACGCUGACGAGGUGCCUGUGGCCCGACCUGUCCCUACCAUCUUUGCCAUAUUCCUGGCCUUCUCGGCUCUGGCCAAUCGAUUUCUCGAGGCCGUUCAGCCAUGUCAGGCUCCUCUCGCGGAGACGAACGCCAUGACCGCAGCUCAGCGCAUCCUCGAGUUCGACCGGCUCCAAGAGACAGACUCCGUCACAGAUCUCUGCAGGACCUUUUCGGCCAGCAUCGCUCGCUCAAUCGAGCUUACGACCUUGGAGUGGUCAAUGCAACAGAGCGUCCGUCGCGUUGGCCAGACAAUCGAGCCUCGAAUCUUUUUGAGCUGGUGUGCCUUGCUGGGGCGGGUUACUGGGUAA